This is a messenger RNA of Acanthochromis polyacanthus (spiny chromis), 8872 nucleotides long. Its product is annotated as protein unc-79 homolog. The record is from RefSeq and is a predicted model, not a curated record. NCBI's taxonomy places the organism in Eukaryota, Metazoa, Chordata, Actinopteri, Pomacentridae. Gene Ontology annotation, molecular function: protein binding.
UAUUUCCCUCCUAUAAUCAGCUCACAGGGCGCUGAUAGGGUUGUUGGAAUUCUUGAAUGACAAUUUGUCAAAGCCGGAUCAGUCCAUUUGGAAAGGUAUGCCGUGUCAGACGUAUAUUAACGUUCCUCACCGCUACGACAGGAGGAAAUUAUCAAACACUACAACACUGAUAGACAAAACGGGUCCUGGUUUUAUUUCCGUGAAAAGAUCGGGAGAAGGACGGCAGCUAAAAGGCGGAUAAAUCCACGGCGCAGAGUGGUACAAUCAAGUCGAGCCUGGGCUGCGAGGGGGUAUAUUCACUUUUUCACGACUGAGGGAAACACAACGCCGGGGAGGGAAAAACCGCUAAAACAAUUAACAGUCUCGCUUAUAUGUUUCCCAAAGUGUCUGCGAAAUGUCUACGAAGGCAGAGCAAUUUGCCUCUAAGAUACGAUACUUGCAAGAGUAUCACAACCGUGUGCAACACAAUAUUUACCCCGUGCCCUCCGGAACAGACAUUGCAAACACACUGAAAUACUUUUCCCAAACCCUGCUCAGCAUUCUGUCCCGCACAGGCAGGAAGGAGAACCAGGAAGCUUCCAAUUUGGCCGUGCCCAUGACCAUGUCUUUUCCUGUGCCAUUCCCACUCACCCCAUCUCUAAGACCACAAGUCAGUUCCAUCAACCCUACAGUUACUCGCUCCCUCCUUUACAGCGUUCUGCGCGAUGCCCCGUCAGACCGCGGGGGGCAGGGGCAGCAGAGUCGGGACGCUCAGCUCUCAGAGUACCCCUCUCUGGACUAUCAGGGCCUCUAUGUGACCCUCGUGACCCUGCUUGACCUGGUGCCCCUGCUGCAGCACGGUCAGCAUGAUCUGGGACAGUCCAUAUUUUACACAACCACAUGCCUCCUGCCCUUUCUCAGUGAUGAUAUUCUCAGCACUUUGCCCUAUACUAUGAUCUCCACUUUAGCCACAUUUCCCCCUUUCCUCCACAAAGACAUCAUAGAGUACCUGAGCACAUCUUUCCUCCCCAUGGCUAUACUGGGCUCCACUCGGAGGGAGGGGGGAGUCCCAGCCUAUGUCAAUUUGUCUGCCUCUUCUAUGCUCAUGAUUGCAAUGCAGUACACAUCAAAUCCAGUUUAUCACUGUCAGUUACUGGAGUGUCUAAUGAAGCACAAACAAGAAGUGUGGAAGGAUUUGCUUUAUGUCAUAUCUUAUGGUCCAUCCCAAGUAAAGCCUCCAGCUGUGCAGAUGCUGUUUCAUUACUGGCCCAACCUGAAGCCACCAGGAGCCAUCAGUGAAUACAGAGGGCUGCAGUACACAGCCUGGAAUCCCAUCCACUGUCAACAUAUCGAGUGCCACAACGCCAUUAAUAAACCUGCUGUCAAGAUGUGCAUAGAUCCAACUCUUUCUGUUGCCCUGGGAGACAAGCCCCCUCCUCUUUACAUAUGCGAGGAGUGCAGCCAGAGGAUAGCAGGAGAUCAUGCUGAAUGGCUCGUUGAUGUACUCCUGCCCCAAGCAGAGAUAUCUGCCAUUUGUCAAAAGAAGAACUGUAGCUCUCAUGUAAGGAGGGCUGUGGUCACCUGCUUCUCAGCUGGCUGCUGCGGGCGCCAUGGCAACCGGCCUGUCCGCUACUGCAAGCGUUGCCAUGUCAACCACCACAGCAGCGAGGUGGGGGCUGCGGCGGAGACCCAUCUGUACCAGACCUCGCCCCCUCCCAUCAACACCCGGGAGUGUGGAGCGGAGGAGCUGGUGUGCACAGUGGAAGCUGUUAUAAGCCUUCUGAAGGAGGCGGAAAUUCAUGCAGAACAGCGUGAGUUUGAGCUGAACAGGCGUCGUCAGAUGGGCCUGUCUGCCUCCCACCACUCUCUGGACAACAUCGAGUUUGACAACAAGGAGGACGACCAGCACGACCAGCGCCUCCUCAGUCAGUUCGGCAUCUGGUUCCUGGUGAGCCUGUGCACCCCUAAUGAGAACACGCCCACAGAGAGUCUGGCUCGGCUGGUCAGCAUGGUCUUCCAGUGGUUUCACUCCACUGCCUACAUGAUGGAUGAUGAAGUUGGAAGCCUGGUGGAGAAACUGAAGCCCCAGUUUGUCACAAAGUGGCUGAAGACAGUGUGUGAAGUGCGCUUUGAUGUCAUGGUCAUGUGUCUGCUGCCCAAACCUGUAGAAUUUGCCAGGGUGGGAGGUUACUGGGACAAAUCAUGCAGCACAGUGACACAGCUAAAGGAAGGCCUGAACCGCAUCCUGUGUCUGAUUCCUUAUAAUGUCAUCAGUCAGCCACUGUGGGAGUGUUUUAUGCCCGAGUGGCUCGAGGCCAUUCGUACCGAGGUGCCCGACAACCAACUCAAAGAGUUCCGGGAAGUGCUCAGUAAGAUGUUUGACAUCGAGCUGUGCCCCCUGCCCUUCUCUAUGGAGGAAAUGUUUGGCUUCAUCAGCUGCAGGUUCUCAGGCUACCCGGCGUCUGUGCAGGAGCAGGCUCUGCUGUGGCUGCAUGUGCUGUCAGAGCUGGACAUUGUGGUGCCUCUUCAGCUGCUGAUCGGGAUGUUCUCAGAUGGAGUGAACUCUCUGAAGGAACUGGCCAAUCAGAGAAAGGCUCGCGCUUCAGAUCUGACGGACAACACUGGGGCUCGCAGGGUGAGCGUGGUGUCAGAUCCAGGACGCCGUGGGCAACACAACACCCUCAGUCCAUUCCCAAGCCCCUUCAGGAGCCCGUUCCGCAGCCCUUUACGCUGCAGCCCCUUUAAAAACCUGGGUCACGCCACCGGCCACUGCGCCCUGGAUCUGGACUGUGACGACGACGACAUGAACCUCGGCUGCUUCAUCCUCAUGUUUGAUCUCAUCUUAAAGCAGAUGGAGCUCCAGGAUGAUGGUGUGAUGCUGGGUCUAGACAGCAGCCUGGGGAAGGAUAUCGUGGGCAUCAUCAACAACGUCUUUCAGGCCCCGUGGGGGGGCUCGCACACCUGCCAGAAGGAUGAGAAGGCCCUAGAGUGCAGCCUGUGCCAAUCCAGCAUUCUGUGCUACCAGCUGGGCUGUGAGCUCCUGGAGAGGCUGACCCCCCGGGAGGAGAUACGCCUGGUGGAGCCUACAGACACUUUGGAGGAAACUUUGAUCUCACCUCAACCAGAUUUCUCCCUCGGGACGGAGAAUGGAAGCGAAGAAGAAGACAACCCGAGUGGCACACAAACCGACAACCCCACUGACAACCCUUCUCCUGAAAAUGCAUCCAUGAAGAAUAACUCCGAUAAGAAGUUCUCCUACCAGCAGCUCCCUGUGUCUUUGCAGCUUAUAUACACCAUCCUGCAGGAAAUGUCCAAGUUUGAGGAGCCUGACAUCUUGUUCAACAUGCUCAACUGUCUGAAGAUCUUGUGUCUCCAUGGAGAGUGUUUAUACCUCGCCCGUAAGGAUCACCCCCAGUUCCUGGCCUACAUCCAGGAGAAGAUGCUCAUCCCGAGCCUGUGGUCGAUGUUGAAGUCAGAGUUUUGCCAGCUGGCCUCCCUGGCGGUGCCUCAGCUUCUCCAUGCCCUCUCUCUGUCCCACGGGGCAGACAUCUUCUGGAACCUCAUCAACACAAACUUCAACAGCAAAGACUGGAAAAUACGAUUUGAAGCUGUCGAGAAGGUAGCGGUGCUGUGUCGGUUCCUGGACAUUGGCGCGGUGACUAAAAACCACUUGCUGAAAUACGCCCUGGCCCAUGCUUUCUGCUGCUUCCUGGCGUCUGUGGAGGAUGUGAACCCAGCUGUGGCAACCAGGGCGAGACUGCUGCUGGACACCAUCAAGAGGCCGGCCCUGCAGGGCUUGUGUCUGUGUCUGGACUUCCAGUUCGACACAGUUGUGAGGGAUCGCCCCGUCAUUCUCAGCAAACUCCUGCUGUUGCACUUCCUGAAGAAAGACAUUCCCGCACUGAGCUGGGAGUUUUUUGUUAACCGCUUUGAAACAUUAUCUCUGGAGGCUCAGCUACACCUGGACUGCAACAAGGAGUUCCCUUUUCCUACUACAAUUACAGCUGUACGAACCAAUGUGGCAAACCUCAGUGACGCAGCGAUGUGGAAGAUACGACGGGCCCGGUUUGCCAGGAAUCGGCAGAAGAGUGUUCGUUCCCUCCGUGACAGCGUGAAGGGAGAUCCAUCAGAUUCUAAACGGGCGUUUUCGCUCCCUGAGUCACUGAGCAACCGACUUCCUCUAAGGCUUUCGAGGCAGGAGCACUCUGCCCCGACACUGGGAGAUAUGAUAGAGAAAGUCCUGCCAGCACGUUUCCUCCCGCACUUUAACCCUGACGCUUCAGCCCCUCUUGCAGGCCAGACCCCUUCUCCGGAGGACGACACCAUCAUCAGAGACCUGCUCCCCGAGGACACCGGCAUCGAUCACCAGACGGUCCACCAGCUCAUCAUGGUGCUCAUGAAAUUCAUGGCCAAGGACCAGAGCAGUGCUGAGGCUGACAUCGGUAGCGCCAAGGCUUUCAACACAGUGAAGCGUCAUCUGUAUGUACUGCUGGGUUACGACCAACAGGAGGGCUGCUUCAUGAUCGCACCACAGAAGAUGCGCACCUCCACCUGCUUCAAUGCCUUUAUUGCUGGCAUUGCUCAGGUGAUGGACUACAACAUCAGUUUAGGGAAGCAGCUGCUCCCUCUGGUGGUCCAGGUGUUGAAGUACUGCACAUGUCCACAGUUGAGACACUAUUUUCAGCAGCCGCCCAGAUGCUCCCUGUGGGCGCUGAGGCCUCACAUCCGGCAGAUGUGGCUCAAAGCUCUGCUGGUUAUCCUGUAUAAGUACCCUUAUAGAGACAUGGACGGCAGUAAAGUGGUCCUCCAUCUGAUCCACAUCACCAUCAACACCCUGAACGCACAGUAUCACAGCUGUCGACCCCACGCCACAGCAGGACCACUGUACAGCGACAACUCCAACAUGAGUCGCUACAGUGAAAAAGAAAAAGAAGAGGACAGUGUAUUCGAUGAGUCAGACGUCCAUGACACGCCGACGGGUGCUGCUAACAAGGAGUCACAGACCUUCUUUGCCCGCCUGAAGAGGAUCGGCGGCAGCAAGUCUGUGAAGUACCAGCCGGUGGAGCUGAAUGCCAAGAAAAGUGAAAUUGAGCUGUCAGAGUACCGUGAAGCCAGCGCCCUUCAGGACAGCAUUCUGCACUGUGUGAGGGAGGAGAGCACCAGGAAAAAGCGGCUACAGGCCAUGCACAAGCAGAAGUCUCUGGACAUUUCCAACACAGACUCCAUUCUUUUCAGCCUGGACGAACAUCGGCGUAAGUCCUGCAUUGAUCGCUGUGACCUGCAAGCCCCCCCUGUGGUCCUGCCUCCGUCCUCGGCCACGUCCCACAGCAGGCAUCACAUUAAACGAUCCUCAGAUGGCUCUUCGUUUCGGGUGGAGGGCAUCGAUCCGGUGGACCGGCGAGGCUCUCGAGGCGGGCAGUCUGACAUCUCCAAACCUGUCAUCCCAGAAGUCCGCCUCAGCUGCAUGGAGACCUUCGAGGACAAACAGGAUCAGAGUUCGUUAAGCGGAUCGACACAGGGGAAGGAGGACCAAGACCUCAUUGACCUCUCCUCUGACUGCACCUCAAUUCCAGAAAAACACUCACUGCUCUCCAUGUCUGACAGCGACUCCUUGGUGUUCGAACCGCUGCCUCCUCUGAGGAUCGUGGAGAGUGACGAGGAGUUCGACCUCAACACCAUCAUCGGUUCCAAAUUCAACGGCAGCCCGAAGAUCUCAGCUUCUCCUGCAAGCAGCAACACUUUGCGAUUGUCUCCGGUGGUUCAGGUGAGCGUGGAGGACUGUUCCAGUGACAAAAAGACUCUUGUAGGAGAGGAGGGCUCUCUGAAAGCAUUUUUAGAGAAGAAGCCUGGCCGCGUGACUCACAGCACCUCUCUGGAACUCCCUGACCGACCGGAGAACAUCUGCCACGAAAGUCCCAUGACCCUGAAGCAGAAGAGAGACCUGCUGAGGAAGAGCCCACAUGUCCCUGUCACCUCGCUAGACGACACAUAUGUGACCCCCGAAGAGGCGAGGAUUGGGAUGGGACCCGGCACAAGUCCGUCAGGCAGGACUAUCUUCCUGGACAUCCCAGAAGACAGAGCAGAGCCUCUUUCCUCUCCAGAGAAAAGCAACAGCAAUGAUGACGAGGAGGAUGGAGACGACGAAGAUGAAGACGACGUGGGUGAUGAAGCGGACAGCGACCCCAAACCUGACAACGCAGACGACAACGAUGAAGCCGAGUUUAAAAUCCAGAUCGUUCCCAGACAACGUAAGCAGAGGAAGAUUGCUGUGAGUGCCAUCCAGAGGGAGUACCUGGACAUCUCGUUCAACACUUUCGACAAGCUGGGCGGUGAGCAGACCACAGAAACAGCUCAGUAUCGUCAGGUGAAGCGAGGCUCUCUGGGAGCUCUGACCAUGAGUCAGCUCAUGAAGAGACAGCUGGAGCAUCAGUCCAGCGCGCCGCAUAACAUCUGCACGUGGGAGACGGGUCCUACAAAAACCAGCCUUCUCUCAGCACCAAGCACCGUCAGCAUGUUCGUCCCUGCACCAGAGGAGUUCAUAGACGAGCAGCCGACCACCAUGUCUGACCGGUGUCGGGACUGUGCGGCUGUCCUGGAAGAAUACGACGAGGAGACACUCGGCCUCGCAGUGGUCGUUCUCUCCAUGUUCAUCCACCUGAGCCCUGAUUUGGCUGCUCCUAUGCUCCUCGACAUCAUGCAGUCUGUGGGCAGGUUGGCAUCCAGUGCCAAUUUUUCUGGACAAGCUGAGAGUAUGUUGAUCCCAGGGAAUGUAGCAGGUGUAGCCAAGCAGUUCCUUCGUUGUAUGUUUCACCAACUGGCUCCUAAUGGCAUCUUGCCCCAACUCUUUCAGAGCAACAUCAAAGAUGGAAGUUUUCUGCGAACACUGGCCUCCUCGCUGAUAGAUUUCAAUGAGCUGAGUUCUGUCGCUGCUCUCAACAUGCUGCUGGAGGGCUUGAACAACAAAAAGAGCCUGCCAGCAGGGGGCACAAUGCUGCACUGCCUGGACAACAUUGCCACCUUCAUGGAGGCUCUCCCCAUGGAUUCUCCUAGCAACCUGUGGACAACCAUCUGCAACCAGUUCCAGACCUUCCUCACUAAACUGCCUUCUGUGCUUCCUCUGAAGUGCCCCAUGGAUUCCAGUUUAAGGAUUAUCAUUUGUCUGCUGAAAAUCCCAACCACAAAUGCAACUCGGAGUCUCCUGGAGCCUUUUUCCAAGCUGUUGAGCUUCGUCAUUCAGUAUGGCAUCUUCAGUCUCUCCUACCUGGUAGAGCUCUGUGGACUGUGUUACAAAGCCUUCAACAAGGAGAGAGAUAAGUUCUACAUGUCCCGCAUUGUGGUGUUAGAGCUUCUGCAGGCUCUCAAGUUCAAGUCUCCUCUGCCUGACACAAACUUGUUACUGCUGGUCCAGUUUGUCUGUGCAGAUAUUGGCACACGGCUAGCAGAAUCCACCAUCAUCCAAAAGCACAUGAUCUCAACGCUGCCGGGGUGCACAACAGCGGCAAUGGAAUGCAUGAGGCAAUACAUAAGUGAGCUUCUGGACUUCAUUGCAGAUAUGCACACGCUUACCAAACUUAAAAGCCAUAUGAAGGCUUGCUGUCAGCCUCUGCAUGAAGACACUUUUGGAGGCAACCUGAAGGUGGGCUUGGCACAAGUGGCAGCCAUGGAGAUCAGCAAAGGCAAUCACCGUGAUAACAAAGCUGUGGUCCGUUAUCUUCCCUGGCUUUAUCAUCCGCCAUCUACCAUGCAACAAGGGCCAAAAGAAUUUAUUGAAUGUGUGUCCCACAUCCGUCAGCUGUCCUGGCUUCUUUUGGGCUCCCUCACACACUGUGCCCUGCACCAGGGCUCCACCUCCUGCAUGCCCAUCCCUCUAGACGCCGGCUCCCACAUCGCAGAUCAUCUUAUAGUCAUCCUCAUUGGCUUCCCAGAGCAGUCAAAGACGUCGGUGCUGCACAUGUGCUCCCUGUUCCACGCCUUCAUGUUCGCCCAGCUGUGGACCAUCUACUGUGAGCAGGCGGCUGCUGCUCCAUCCCUGCAGAACCAGAACCAGACAGAGUUUUCCUCCAGUGCCAUCCUCACAGGCCUGGAGUUCUGGAGUCGGGUUACACCCAGCAUCUUGCAGCUCAUGGCCCAUAAUAAAGUGAUGGUGGAGAUGGUGUGUCUUCAUGUCAUUAGUUUGAUGGAAGCCCUGCAGGAGUGCAACUCAACCAUCUUUGUUAAGUUAAUUCCUAUGUGGCUACCCAUGAUUCAGUCAAACCUUAAGCAUCUGUCUGCAGGGCUGCAGUUGCGUCUCCAGGCCAUCCAGAACAGGGUGAACCGCCAAUGUCUGCAGGGCCAGACAUCCGGAGUUCCUCCGUUCGCCCUGCGCAAAUGGCUGCAGUGCACCCAGUUCAAGAUGGCUCAGGUGGAGAUCCAGUCUUCUGAGGCUGCCUCACAGUUCUAUCCCAUGUGACCUGCUCUGUGGUCACCUCUGGGUCGUCUGGGUCCUUAGACCUGCAUGCAUCUGCUCUGGCAGAACCCUGAGACCAAAAAAAAGGACUGAUGCUGUGUGGGAUUCCUCUGAACUGAAUAAUUUUCAGCAACUUUAGUAUAAUACCUGUAUAUGUACAGUAAAUCUAUGCUAUUUUAAAGUACAAACACUGGAACUGGUGAUUAAAAGGUUUGGUAGGUCUGUGUGGAAUAACUGUGUCAGGUGCCUAACUGUUGUUAUUCAACAGAUUUGAAGUAAGAAGAUGACUGAAGAGAAUUUAUAUGGACCCUUGUUAGUGAUAGCGAGGGUCAUAAAAUAAAUGCUUGUUGAAUCGUAGAUAUGCUCACUCUGUGAAAUUCAUAUCCUAUCACUUUUUAAUUUGCUUGGUUGCAAGCUGGGUAAUAAAAGUAAGAGUUUUUCUAAACA